Molecule: messenger RNA, 1409 nt
Organism: Teleopsis dalmanni
Lineage: Eukaryota; Metazoa; Arthropoda; Insecta; Diptera; Diopsidae
Product: putative nuclease HARBI1
Exons: 5
Coding region: 120-1409 (429 amino acids)
Source: RefSeq, a predicted model, not a curated record
UAAAAAAGUGAUUAUUGCAGAACAAUUAAAUUAUUUACAAACAAUAAAAGCUAUUGUAAUCACAUUAACAAGUAGUAUAAAUAAAGCGAAACGAAAGCAAAAAAAACAAAAAAAUAAAAAUGCUAUUGUUAAUGAAUGCACUAGUAGCCCAAGUAGAACCUGUGCCAAAAAAAUGUUGGAUGAAGCUCCGAUUAAGUACUUUUUGGGAAGAAGAAGUUCCAAAAAGAGAUGCAUCGUUUUUCAAGGAAAACUUCAGAAUGACAAUGGACACUUUUAAAGAGUUAUGCGAUUUGGUCAAAAGUAUGAAAAAACAAAACAGUAACUUUCGCAGACCAAUUCCAUUAGAGAAGAGAGUUGCCAUUGCAGUGUACGCACUUGGCUCAUCCGCGGAGUACAGAACUGUGGGCAACCUUUUCGGAGUGUCCAAAUCAUCUGUAUGCAUAAUCCUUAAAGAAUUUUGCACUGAAGUCUGGAAAAUAAUGCAACCAAUUUAUUUAAACCAGUACCUCUUAAGUGAAGCAACAAUUCGUGAUUGCAUCAAUGGUUUUAAUAUAUUAGGGUUUCCACAAUGCAUUAGUGCUAUAGACGGUUGUCACAUUGAAGUGCGUCCUCGAAAGUCAGAAGCCGUUGAUUAUUACAACUACAAGGGUUGGUAUUCUGUAGUACUUCUGGCAGCUGUAGACUAUAGAUGUCGCUUUAUGUAUAUUAACAUUGGUUGCCCUGGUCGUUGUAACGAUUCUCAAAUAUUUGAGAAAUCUAAAUUGAAACAACAUCAUAUGAAACCGAUGAUGAAAGAAUUUUGUGUUGAAAUAAAUGGCGUGUGCGUGCCUCCACUACUGUUGGGAGAUUCUGCAUUCCGCUUUUCUGAUAUUUUGAUGAAACCCUAUCCAUUUAGUGAGUUUGCUAGUCCAACAGAAAAGUAUUUCAAUUAUGUUCUUUCAAAGUGCAGAAGGGUUGUGGAGAACGCCUUUGGACACCUCAAAGCAAGAUUCAGAAGAAUUGGAAAGGGACUAGACAACCACAUUGAUAAUGUUAAUUUAAUUGUAAAAAGUGCUUGUGUCCUACACAACUUUUUAAAUGAGAGAAGUGACAAAAUUAACCUCAAUUGGCAAAAUCAAUUAAAGGAAUGGGAAGCCAAUAACGUCAAACCCCAACCAGAAUGGACCGCUUUGUUAACUGACAACGAUCCAACAUCUGAAAAUAUAAGAUCAGCCAUUGCUACAUUUUUAGCUGAACUUGUAUCGGGAACAUCUGGUGCAGAAGUUAAAGGCGUUUGUAUAGAAACUGGUAUGUUCGCACUGCUUGAACAUCGUAUGCAUGUUACUCAAGAAGAUUUUAAAAUGGCUGUCGCUAAAGUUAUGCAGAAGGGUUCAGAGAAGAACAUGUCUAUUAAGAAAUUAUGGAAGUAA